This is a messenger RNA of Strongylus vulgaris, 1533 nucleotides long. The record is from the annotation of a GenBank genome assembly. NCBI's taxonomy places the organism in Eukaryota, Metazoa, Nematoda, Chromadorea, Rhabditida, Strongylidae.
AUGAAAAUUCUUAUCAGUGAUCCUUUGCAAGUCGUAUGGUCCUCAGACGGUCUUGUGGGCAAGAGAUAUUUUCAACGGGAUGGACGACAUUACGUUGAGAUUCAGGAACCUUCUCGGCCAAGUGAAGGACAACCAACAGAGACAAGAGUACAGCAGCCAAUGCAUCCAAAAGCUGCACCGAAGCAGAUUCAACAGCAGCCAAGAGAUGAAAAUGAAAUUUACAUUGAUGAAGAAUUACGACAAAGCGGGGUAAUUGAACCUGUACAGCCAAAACCAGCACCUGAGCCUGUACCUGUAAUACCCGAGGAAUUCGCUGAUAAACCAGCAGCUUACUAUGAUGAAACCUGGUAUGAGCCACCUGGUCAAAUGCUUUAUCCACGAUUGCUAUUCUCCCCUCGUUAUGGUUGGCGUGAGAUGGUACAGGAUGAAGUGUCACGACUUCGAAGAAUCAAACCAAUAUCAGAGUAUGAACAAAGCAGAAAUGGAAGACUCAACAACAGAAGGCGUCUUCCGAAAGUGGACCUCAGCCUUCCCCAUCCUCACAAAUCCGAAAUUCAACAACCAGUCCCGAAAUUUCAAAGUCACGGUGGCACAUGGAUCUUCCGAAAUGAUAAGUGGGAAUUUGAGCCGCGUGGUGCAGUGGAAGCAUCUCAAAUCACUCCAGACUUCGUAGCUCCUGUUUACGAUUCUGGAACAUGGGUUUAUGACAAUGGUGCAUGGCACUAUAGGCCCCUUUCGAAACCUUUUGAAACCUCAUCCGAGUCUAUUCCUGCUGUUAAGGUUGAAGAGAACCGAAAGACAGGCGAAAAAACAUUGGUAAAAGUGAGAAAAUUCCCAAAAGCCCCUGAUUAUCAGGAUAAUCAUCGUGAAUUGCUGGCUAAGGCUGUGCUUAUGGAUCAUGAAAAGGAGAAAGAUAGAUAUAAUAAGGAAGAUGACACCGACUACAGUAAGUGGUAUUAUUCCCAACGUAGGGAUCAGAAGGAUCGUCCAACGGGAAGAGACAGCACGUGGAAUACUUAUGAUACCAAGCCUGUAGGUGCUGGUAGUGACGGACAACUGCCACAAGCGGACUCAGCACAUUAUUUACAGAAGGGAGAUAUGGCAGCUGUCGUCUAUUCAGAAAAGGAUCAGAAUAAAAAUGAAGAAGAAGAAAAGAAAAAAUCUUCAGGAUCAAGUUACUUCAUCAAAGAAGGUAAUAUAGGAGCUUAUGUUUAUACUGGAGGGGAUGGCACAAGUGAAAACUCGUCCAGCGGUGGAGAAGGAGCACGACAACCAGCACAACAACCUCAGAGAGACCUCUCUGUAGACGAGUUCAAACGUCUUCAACCCUCAUAUCAAAAAACUUCCACUCUACAAUUAAAAGAUCCAUCUGGUAUAAAACCUUGUGACAGCACCGGGACAAUUUCUGGAAAUGGAGAAUUUUGGCUGCUGAGAACUCGUCCCUGCGAUGCGAACUCGCGCGAGGGACGUAUUAUGCUACCAACUGGAGAGUUGCUAAGGUUUUUCGGUCAGCCUCAACUUGUGAAUGUUUAG